UUUGUGACUAUAUAUACUGGAUGGAAUUUCAUAUUGUUAUCAGUUUAUUUCUGUUCCUGGUCCAACAAAUACCUCUUAAACAUUCAAAAUGAAAUUCAUGAUUGCUCUCGUUCUCUUGGCUUUCGCCACCUACGCCCACGCAUCUGCCAUCGGCCUAGGCCUUGGUCUCAUCAACCCAUUGGCUCUUAGCCCAAUUGGACCCUCUGGAAUUGUCACCGGAGCUGGAGCUGCCGGACCUUCCGGUGUCGUAACUGGAGCUGGAGCUGCUGGACCCGCUGGAAUUGUCACUGGAGCUGGUGCAGUAGGACCUACUGGACCAAACGGACUCGGUGUUGCAGUAAUCGGCGCUCCUUUGGGAUUGGGAUUGGGUUUGGGAGGACACGGUUUGGGAUUGGGAUUAGGUGGAUUAGGAUUGGGAUUGGGUGGAUUGGGACUCAAAGGUUAAUUUUAAUAAUUUAGGGUAUAAAAUUUUUAUUUUUUUCAUAAAGGACUGAAAGGAGAUGAAUAGUUGUAGAUAAUUUUUGCAAUAAAUAAAUGUUUUUCUUAUAGAAAAUU
This is a messenger RNA of Psylliodes chrysocephalus, 555 nucleotides long. Lineage: Eukaryota; Metazoa; Arthropoda; Insecta; Coleoptera; Chrysomelidae. The record is from the annotation of a GenBank genome assembly.